AUGGUUGUGCGGUCGCGUCAUGAACUUAAUUCCGGACUUGAUCAUAGGCUCUGGGGCCUCGAUCAUGAUCAGUCUGUGCGGUUACUUGGCUUGUAUGAUGAAGGGAGAGCCAUCAUGACCCGCUACCUUAGGAUACAACAAGACAUUGAAGUACGCAAGAAAAGAAUCUUUGGUGAUUCAUGGGAAGAAAUCGAUGAAGAGAGAUUGACCACGGCUCUCCUAACACCGUUUUACGAUGAAUUUGGAGAACUGGAAGCUCAAGCUGAAGAAGAUCAGCAAAGGAUGGAUAAUGAUCCCACGCUUCAGUGGCUCAAAGCACAGCUGAUCAUUGCUGACGAAAAACUAAACUCUGUUGCCACGGCGUGUUCCGAACUGGAAUUAUGUCUCCCUUUGACAUCGCUUAUCCUUUCAAGACUACCGCGCGAGCUUCGCGAUCAGAUCUACGAUCUUCUUUGGGGUGACGAGCAUGCCGAACGUCUCGAUGAGGCUCUUUCAAUAACCCCUGAUGCACUCAAGAUAUCUGAACAACCCAUCCUUGAUUUGCCACAUCUUUCUGUACCACCAUUCGCUAAUUCCAAAUUCGUGGGCAUCGAGUUUGCAUCUGAGGCUGCAACGAGGUACUUUAGGGCCAUAACAGUCGCUGAAAUCGAUUACCGGUGUGUUCGAGCUCACAUCAAUCGUAACCGCUUCGGGCCCAUGUGCUUUCCCAUCAAAGAGAUUAUCAGCAGGCUUACCAUAAGUGUUUACGAAAACUCACUCUACGGGUUGGGGAUGUCAGGAUUCGCGAAAACGGCUCUGGAAGACAGUCUCGAUAGCCUUCUCAUGCUCAAGAGCAAUCGACAUUUAAAGGUUAAAAUCUAUUUACCCUGGCGCAUACAAUACAAAAAGAGCCUGUUCCAGGUUCUCGAAACUAUCAGACCAUUUUCUGCUACUUUCAGAAACGCCAACAUGGACGUCAGGGUACUAGGCUACGAUUUCUUCAAUCCAAUCAAAGAUGACAGUGAAUGGAUCUUCUCAGAGCAGCUGAAUUAUUACUUCGAUGGUACACCGGAAGAGUGGCUGGAGAUGAAAAUCAAAGAGGUCAAAGAGAUAGCAGAUGCAAGGCAAAGGAAAGCUUGCAAAGGCAUAUUGCGGGCCAUGCGGGUGAACCUUGAGUUCUUCAAUAAAGAGAGUCGGCAUAAUGAAGCCACCGAGGCCACCUGA
Bipolaris zeicola 26-R-13 is the source of this 1203-nucleotide messenger RNA. RefSeq lists its product as uncharacterized. The record is from RefSeq and is a predicted model, not a curated record. Bases 1 to 1203 code for a protein of 400 amino acids. NCBI's taxonomy places the organism in Eukaryota, Fungi, Ascomycota, Dothideomycetes, Pleosporales, Pleosporaceae. The transcript is spliced from 7 exons.